Molecule: messenger RNA, 2268 nt
Organism: Closterium sp. NIES-65
Lineage: Eukaryota; Viridiplantae; Streptophyta; Zygnematophyceae; Desmidiales; Closteriaceae
Source: the annotation of a GenBank genome assembly
AUGUAUGCUGUGACCAUUAGUGAGGAGGGUGACUGUUACCGGUGUUUCCCGCCCGACCCGGGCAUUGGUACUGCUGCUCCAGGUGCCGGUGAGGCUUCUGCUCUAGGUGCCAGUGCGUCUGUGCUCUCAGGUGCUCGUGAGACUGCUCUCUCAGGUACUAGUGCUUCUGCGCUCUCAGGUACUGCGCCGGCUUCGGCCUCCCACACCUUCACUCUUGACUCUGGAGCGUCUCGCUCUUUCUUUCGGGACCGCACCACACUUACGCCGCUUAGUCGGCCGGUUGCGGUUUCCCUGGCUGACCCCUCUGGGGGUCCUGUCCUGGCUCGCUUCUCCACGGUCCUCCCGUGUCCGGCGGCUCCCUCUGGCACCCUGUCUGGUCUCUACCUCCCCUCGUUCUCUACGAACUUGGUGAGUGGUGCUGACCUACAGGAUGUGGGAGUCCACCAGUUCACCCCUGCUAGUCAGCGAGUGACGCACUACAUGGAGGCUAGCACGGGUCGUCACCUGGCUACGUUUACACGUCAGCCAAGGUCGAGCCUGUACACACUGACCACUGCUUCUCCUCCAGGUGCUGAGUCUGGUAGAGUCCCUUCGUCUGGUCAGGUGUUUGCUGCAGCGUCCAGGUCUGGUCCUGAGUCUGCCCCCUGUUCGUGUCGCCGUCUGUCUCACGAGACCCUCCUCUGGCACCACCGCCUUGGCCACCCCUCUCUGCUUCGGCUCAGAGGCAUGGCCUCCCGUCUUCUUGUGUCUGGUCUCCCCCGGUCUCUACCUCCCCUUCCUCAGGGCCCUAGCCCUGCCUGUGUCCCCUGUGUCGAGGGGCGCCAGCGUGCUGCCCCUCACUCCUCCCAGUUUCCUCCGACAGAGGCUCCGUUGCAGACGCUUCACAUGGACGUGUGGGGCCCUGCCCGCGUCCGUGGACUCGGUCACGAGCGCUACUUCCUAUUGGUGGUUGACGACUACUCGCGUUACACCACAAACUUCCCCUUGCGAAGCAAGGGUGAUGUCACUGAGGUGCUGAUUAAAUGGAUCCGCGCAGCUCGUCUCGAGCUCAGGCAGAGCUUUGGCUCGGACUUUCCUGUGCUGCGUCUGCACUCGGACAGAGGCGGAGAGUUCUCCUCUGGCCUUCUGCGUGCCUACUGUCGUGCACGAAGCAUCCGUCAGACCUUCACGCUUCCAGACUCCCCGCAGCAAAAUGGGAUUGCAGAGCGCCGCAUUGGCAUGGUCAUGGACGUCGCUCGUACGUCCAUGAUGCAUGCGGCUGCCCCCAAUUUUCUGUGGCCGUUUGCGGUCAGGUACGCAGCGCAUCAGAUCAACCUCCACCCCAGGGUCUCCAGGCCGGAGACCUCCCCAGCCCUGCUGUGGACGGGGAAGGUUGGCGAUGCGUCGGCGUUCCAGGUCUGGGGAUCUCGGGCGUUUGUCCGCGACUUGUCUGCGGACAAGCUGUCCCCUCGCGCUGCUCCCUGCGUCUUCCUGGGGUUCCCCCCCGACGCCCCUGGGUGGCAGUUCUACCACCCCACCUCUCGACGUGUUCUGUCCUCCCAGGACGUCACGUUCGACGAGUCGGUACCCUACUACCGCCUCUUCCCCUACCGCACUUCGUCCCUCCCCCCGCCCCCGCUCUUCUUGGUACCAGGUCCCCCCCUAGUAGACCCCCUCCCCCCUCAGGGUCCUGCCCCUUCAGGUGUGUCCCAGGUAGAUGCGGUCGAGCCUGUCGAGGUCACUGGUGACUCUGGUGCUGCUGCGGGAGCUGAGCCUGGGGGUGCUGAGACUAGAGGUGCUACGCCUGCGGGUGCUGAGCCUGGGGGUGCGGAGUCUGGAGGUGCUGAGCCUGGGGGUGCUGAGCCUGGGGGUGCUGAGCCUGGGGGUGCUCUGCCUGGGGGUACUGAGCCUGGGGGUGCUGAGCCUGGGGGUUCUGAGCCUGGGGGUGCUGAGCCUGGGGGUGCUGAGACUGGGGGUGCUCCGCCUGGAGGUGCUUCGUCUCGCCGAGAGCCACUCUCCCCUCAGGAGCUACGUGAGUGGUUUGCCAGGCGCUGGAGGCGUGCUACUGGUGCUGGAGGUUCUUCGGCUGCAGAGGGUACUGCUGCCGAGCGUCCCGGCGGUGCUCGUACUGUGGGUGCUGGCGCUGCUGGGACUGAGGGUUCUCCUGGAGCUGGUGCUGCUGAGGGUGUUGACGCUGAGACUGCCGCUGGAGGUCCGACUGGUGGUGCUCCUGGUGGUGCUGCUGGAGGUUCUGGAGCUACUGGAGGUGCUGCUGGAGGAGCAACAUAG